CGGACCGCCGGUCCUGUCUAACUAAUAAAAAAAAAAAUUAAAAAAGACAUGAGAAGGCUUUUGUUUUCUCAAUCGAACCCUCUCGAGAAAGACUCGUCUUUUGUUUUUUGAAACGUAAUCGAAAAUUGCGAGUGUUUCUGUAGCUUUAGUUUCAAAAUCACCAAAGAGGCUUUUGGAAGAGAAGCUCAUCUCUUUCUUGGAGUCAUGUAAAACCCAGAAACACCUUCUUCAAAUCCAAUCACAGACUUUAGCUCACGGGUUAGAAGACAAUGAAUACGUCGGUCCGAGAAUGAUCUCCGCAUGUUGUCGGAUCGCGAGAAUCGAUCACGCACGCAAGGUGUUCGACAGAAUGUCUCAACCGAGUGUUUCUAUUUACAACGCCAUGUUAAAUGGCAUCGGCUAAUAAAGUGUUCUGUGAGAUGGGUGAGAGAAAUGUAGUUAUUUGGACUUCAUUAAUCAAUGGGUAUAUAUUGAACAAGGACUUAGUCUCUGCUCGGCGGUUUUUUGAUCUGUCUCCUGAGAGAGACACUGUGUUAUGGAACACUAUGGUGUCUGGUUAUAUCCAAACAGGGAACAUGAUGGAAGCUAGGAGUCUUUUCGAUUUGAUGCCUUGUAGAGAUGUCAUGUCGUGGAACACGGUUCUGGAGGGUUACGCCAGUGUUGGAGACAUUGAAGCUUGUGAAAGAGUUUUCGAAGAGAUGCCUGAGAGAAAUGUGUUCUCUUGGAAUGGUUUGAUCAAGGGGUAUACUCAAAGUGGGAGGCUUGAUAAAGUGUUGGAUUGUUUUAAGAGAAUGGUGGUAGAUGAAGGGAAGGUUGCUCCCAACGACGCGACUUUGACUUCAGUGUUAUCAGCUUGUGCGAAGUUAGGAGCUUUCGAGUUUGGGAAACGGGUGCAUAAGCAUGGAGAGGGUCUUGGGUAUGAUAAGGUGAAUGUUAACUUCAAGAAUGCUUUGGUUGAUAUGUAUGCAAAAUGUGGAGCUAUAGAGAUGGCUAUGGAAGUCUUCAAUGGGAUAAAGAGAAGAGAUUUGAUAAGCUGGAAUACUGUUAUCAACGGCUUAGCUGCACAUGGACAUGGCACUGAGGCCUUAGAUUUAUUCCGUGAGAUGAGAACUUGCGGAGUUAGACCUGACAAGAUAACAUUCGUAGGUGUUCUAUGUGCUUGUAGACACAUGGGUUUGGUUGAAGAUGGGUUAGCUUAUUACAGCUCCAUGUUUACUGAUUUCUCAAUAACGCCUCAGAUAGAGCAUUGUGGUUGUAUGGUGGAUUUACUAUCUCGUGCUGGACUUUUAACACAAGCCGUUGAGUUUAUAAACAAAAUGCCGGUGAAAGCUGACGCUGUGAUAUGGGCCACUUUGCUUGGAGCUUCGAAGGUUUACAAGAAGGUGGAGGUCGGUGAGCUUGCUCAUGAAGAGUUGGUCAAGCUUGAGCCAAGAAACCCGGCUAAUUUCGUGAUGCUGUCAAAUAUAUAUGGAGAUCUCGGGAGAUAUGAUGAUGCUGCGAGGCUAAAAGUUGCUAUGAGAGACACAGGUUUUAAGAAAGAAGCAGGUGUUAGCUGGAUUGAGACCGAUGAUGGUUUAGUGAAGUUUUAUUCUUCGGGAGAGAAGCAUCUUAGAACAGAGGAAUUACAGGGGAUCUUGAGAGAGCUGAAGAACUUCAGUAUCUUGCUUGGUGAUGAUGAAGAAGAAGCACUUCAAGAACAUUUGUUUUAAUCUUUGAUUAUGUUGAAAUAUUUGUUAUGUUGUCAAUUCCAAAUUGCUAGAAUCAUAAUGUCUCUUACCCUUCGGUAGUGGUACUUCUUGCAGUCUCUUGCUCUUACAAUGAAGCCUUUAUUACAGAUCUCGGGGUCACUUUGUUGGUAUACGAAAAGGGUUCAGUACAUUCUGUAAAACUAGUGUAUUGUCCAACUACAACGUUUGUUUUGAUACUUAGAUUCAGUUACAAGUUGAAUUGACUUCGUUGUAACUAUAUAAUCACAGGUUUGAAAAUACUAUUGGCAACUACCACGCUAUUAAAUUGAGGUUAUGACUGAGCUUUCAAGCCACAUGCACAGCUAUAAAAGCCUAUAAGUAGUGUGUGAUCUUGUGUGAUUGCAGCAAAUAUACAAUCUCGAGGCAGAAAAAAAAAUGGAUGAGAAAGAGAUUCCAGAGAAGUUGAGUGAAGAAGAAGAAACCAAAAGCUUGAUCUCAUCGCCUUCCUUCAGAGAUAAUUUGCUAUGGUGGCAAGUUGUUCAAGUACCAAGGAUGUUGGUACGACAUACACAUCGUCCAAGCACUCAAUCUCCAGAGAAGUUCUCAGGCAGAAGCAACUGAUAUGUGUGGUCUGAAGUUCUAGAAUUAUAUGUGUGGCUUAUGAUCAAAUCUCAAACCGACACUGUCCCACUAUUACUAACUAUAGCCGGUUUGUGCUUAUCUUGAAUGAAUUGCAAUAAAAGUAAACUUGUUGUAUCAAAGGGUUUCCAGUGUAGAAAGAAAUAAACAAGGUUUACAAACUUCCUAUCACGUCACGUGAAGGAGAAUCGCUAAAACCAAAAAAAAAAAAAGAUGAGUUUUUAGAUCUCGAGAAAAUUUAUUCGAAAAAACUGACGGACACCAUUACAUCGUUUGAGAUCUUGUUUCUCUUGGGCGGCGCUCUAGGCUUUGGACAUGUGAAGGAUCAAGUCCAC
Molecule: messenger RNA, 2662 nt
Organism: Raphanus sativus (radish)
Lineage: Eukaryota; Viridiplantae; Streptophyta; Magnoliopsida; Brassicales; Brassicaceae
Product: pentatricopeptide repeat-containing protein At3g29230
Exons: 2
Biological process (GO): RNA modification
Molecular function (GO): RNA binding; protein binding
Source: RefSeq, a predicted model, not a curated record